AUGCUUGCACAUGCUGACGUCACACAUGCUGCUGACGUCAGGCAUGGCGUCACCGAGAGAGGGGAGAGCAAGGAGAGAGGGGAGGGAGUGGGAGAGUGGGGAGAGAGUGGGAGAGGGGGGAGAGAGGGGAGAGAGGCGGAGAGGGGAGGGAUUGGGAGAGCAAGGCACGGCGGGGCACAGCGGGACACACGGGCGAUGGAUGGGAACGAAGGGGAUGUGAGUGUGACUGAUAACACAGCGCGGGAAGGAGCGACAUGCGCGGAGUGGGCGGGGCGGAAUGAGCGGAGCGGAGUGGGCGGGGCGGAGUGGGCGGGGCGGGGUGGGCGGGGCGGGGUGGGCGGGGCAGAGUGGGCGGGGCGGAAUGGGCGGGGCGGAGUGGAGGUGUAA
This is a messenger RNA of Closterium sp. NIES-65, 387 nucleotides long. Lineage: Eukaryota; Viridiplantae; Streptophyta; Zygnematophyceae; Desmidiales; Closteriaceae. The record is from the annotation of a GenBank genome assembly.